UGUUUCAUGAUGUAAAUUUUGCCUGACAAACGUUUUUAAAUAGCCCCAAAAAUAAUUCAAUAAAUAUAUCCAAAUUUUUAUUCCAAAUCGGUGCGAGUGGAAGGCGAAAUCCAUCGGGAUAAUGCCGGUUGCCGUGCGUCUUGUGGAAGCCUUGACCCUGAUCACCAUAAUGGGUCUGAUCACCUGCAUUGGCCUCAGCGUGAUCUUGGCUCAAAAAUCGCUCAGUUUGACGAUAACAUUCAUAGAGCCUGCAGCGAAUAUAGCAAAUAUGGCACUUAUUUUAACCGAAAAAGUCCUGGUGUCGUUAUUGCUUUGCGUUUUGCGUCUGACUAAUGUUGUGGGAAACGCUCUCCAAGCAGCUGGAAUCGCCUGAGGAUCGGUCUCUUUCGCUACUUUCAAUAUACCUCCACUAGCUUUCUGAUUAAUGUUCAACUUGUUUAUGCAUCGAAAUUCCAAAUAUAUUUUUCGCCUUA
This is a messenger RNA of Drosophila ficusphila, 473 nucleotides long. RefSeq lists its product as uncharacterized. The coding region runs from base 122 to 373 and encodes 83 amino acids. The record is from RefSeq and is a predicted model, not a curated record. The transcript has 2 exons. NCBI's taxonomy places the organism in Eukaryota, Metazoa, Arthropoda, Insecta, Diptera, Drosophilidae.